CGUGACUUCUAGACACACUGUUUUUUAGACACUUUCUUACAACUUCUAUUUCAAUCAAGUGAUGUCUCCGCCAAGCAAUAACAGUUAUACCACGAUGGCUACCGCUGAAUCUCAAAGAACUGUUCCGACGCCGUUUCUCACCAAGACUUUUAACCUCGUCGAAGACCCUUCCAUCGACGACGUUGUCUCAUGGAGCGAAGAUGGUUCCUCCUUCGUCGUCUGGAACCCGACAGACUUCGCUAGAGACUUGCUUCCUAAGCACUUCAAACACAACAACUUCUCCAGCUUUGUCCGUCAGCUCAACACUUAUGGAUUCAAGAAAGUUGUACCGGACCGGUGGGAGUUCUCUAACGAGUUCUUCAGGAGAGGAGAGAAACGUCUUCUCCGCGACAUCCAGCGUCGGAAGUUAACGCCUCAAGCAGCUGUUUCUUCGCCGCGUCCUGAAGUUGUCGCGGCCCGGACACCGAAAACGGUUGUGUCUCCUUCAAGUUCAGGUGAAGAUCAAACCAUGUCUCCGUCGUCGUCGACCGGAAACGGUGGUUUGUCUGCUGAGCUGUUGGAGGAGAACGAGAGGCUCCGGAGUGAGAACAUCCAGCUUAACCGUGACCUCGCUCAGAUGAAGUCUCUCUACGGUAACAUCUUGGCGGUCAUGUCCAACUACGCCGGAGCUAGUAGUAGCAGUCACGAGAUGAUGAUGGAGAUUGAGGAAGAAUCGAGCCCGAGGCUGUUUGGUGUUUCGAUAGGACUGAAGCGGGAGAAGUGAAGGAGUUCAUGUAAAGACGGUUUCGAUAGAACAAACCGUUACUCACCAUGGUUUGUUCAUAUAAGAGUUUGUUCUUAGAUAUUUGUAGAAAGCUCUGGAUUUUGGGUCCUCUGGUGUCUCUCUAUAAAAGUUAUAACAGUUCUUUUGACUUGUCAUG
Messenger RNA from Brassica oleracea var. oleracea, 920 nucleotides. RefSeq names its product heat stress transcription factor B-2a-like. The transcript is spliced from 2 exons. Gene Ontology annotation, molecular function: RNA polymerase II cis-regulatory region sequence-specific DNA binding; DNA-binding transcription factor activity. Gene Ontology annotation, biological process: regulation of transcription by RNA polymerase II. The record is from RefSeq and is a predicted model, not a curated record. The coding region runs from base 62 to 763 and encodes 233 amino acids. Lineage: Eukaryota; Viridiplantae; Streptophyta; Magnoliopsida; Brassicales; Brassicaceae. Gene Ontology annotation, cellular component: nucleus.